Messenger RNA from Hyalella azteca, 2872 nucleotides. RefSeq names its product very-long-chain (3R)-3-hydroxyacyl-CoA dehydratase 3-like (gene Hacd2). Lineage: Eukaryota; Metazoa; Arthropoda; Malacostraca; Amphipoda; Hyalellidae. The transcript is spliced from 10 exons. Gene Ontology annotation, cellular component: endoplasmic reticulum membrane. The coding region runs from base 202 to 1302 and encodes 366 amino acids. Gene Ontology annotation, molecular function: 3-hydroxyacyl-CoA dehydratase activity. The record is from RefSeq and is a predicted model, not a curated record. Gene Ontology annotation, biological process: fatty acid elongation; very long-chain fatty acid biosynthetic process; sphingolipid biosynthetic process.
AACCUCUGUUUUCUUGUAGAAAUCUCUUUCUAGUAGGCUAAUUCAGGUUCAAAACUCCGUUGAUAAAUUUAACAAUCUUAGUUCCUUGAAUUUUUUGUGGAAUGUCAGUCUUUUGAUGAUGUCAGUCUGAGAUGGAAUGUCAGAUGAUGAAGCUCAGCCUUUUUACUAUCAUUAAUUAGAUCCUGUUACUGCUGCAGGAUAAUGGAGAGCAAAACUUUGAGCCCAUUUGUUUACUGGGCUCAAACAGAAAAAGAAAUCACUCUCAAAAUUGAUUUGAGAAAUGUCAAGUCUCCUGAUAUUGAUGUCCAAGACCAUGUCAUCUACUUCAAUGCUGUGGGAGUUGGCAACCAAGGCCAGAAUACAUAUGGUUUCCAGUUAGAUCUCAUGUAUGCAGUUGACCCAGAGGCCACCAUUGAAAAAGUCACACCCCGCAAUGUUGAGUUGAGGCUCACUAAGCAGGAUCCAAAGUUUUGGCCAAGAUUAUUGCAUGAAAAUCUAAAACCCGCAUGGCUGAAGAUUGAUUUUGAUAAAUGGAUGCAUGAAGAAGAUUUGCAAGACGAAGCUCGUGAUAUUCUGGAAGAUUUCCCAGGCCUUUAUAAUAAGAUGAAGGCCUCUGAGACUGGCAGUGUUCUCAAACCAGAAAGUCUGAAGAAGGUCUACUUAUUCCUGUACAACUUGUGGCUUUUUGUUGGCUUCCUAUACAUCGUCGUGGUGCUUCUGAUGCGGUACGCGAGUUUUGGUGCUGAGUCCUUGGAAGGAAGCUAUAAAGCAGUUGGCUGGAUGAUGCACCUGUGCUUCCUGACACAGUUUCUAGAGAUUCUUCACCCAAUUGUUGGCUACACUAAAGGAUCUCCUUUUGAAGCAAUAAUGCAGGUUUGUGGGAGAGGCGUAGUAUUUUUUUGCCUUAUUGAAGCUGAACCUCGGAUGCAGACAAAGCCUGUUGUUUUCUUCCUCUUCUUCGUCUGGUCAAUCAUCGAGGUGGUCAGGUAUCCGUUCUAUAUGCUACGAGUUUACAAUAUGGAGCUUGGGCUGCUGACCUGGCUGCGGUACAGCUUGUGGAUCCCGCUCUACCCCGUGGGCUUUAUGUGUGAGGGAAUUGUUAUCCUCAGGAGCAUCCCAUAUGUGGAAGAGACCGAGCGCUUCUCCGUAGCCUUGCCGAAUUCGUGGAACUUUGCCUUCCAUUUCCCAUCGCUGUUACGAAUUUACCUCCUCUUUUUCUUCCUGCCUGCAAUGUAUAAGAUGAUGAACCACAUGUACAACCAGCGUCUCAAGAAGUUCUCCAGAAGAUCCACGGCUGAUUGAAAAUUUUCAACUGUGCUUCAAAAUCUCAAAUUUAGCCACAUUAUUCAUUUAGAAACAGUCUUUUCUCUACUGUUCAGAUUAUGAAUGUAUUUUGUUUCUUUGUGUCAUUUUCUCCAAUUCCAGGUAUAGUUAAUUCAACUCAAUAUUUUUAAGGGUAGCGGUGAUCUGCGUAGAUCGACCUAUUGAACGGUCACAUAGACUUCUAGUGCUAGAGAUUUAUUAUUUUAGAAGCAACACCUCUCAAAAUUUUAUGUUUUAUUCUCAUGCCUCCUAGUCUUGCGUUCUGAUAUCAAGUUGUUCAAAGUGUUCUUGUUAGCUAAUUCAGUAUUUCAGGAAUAAUCUCAAUUUAGCUUUCCUUCAGAUAUAUGUGAUCAUAGUCAUCCAAUUGACAUAUCUGAAAACUAUGUUCAAUUGGAUGACAUCAAAAGUGAAGCUGAUGUCGUAGCCCAACUAAUAUGUUGUUUGAUCGCUUCACAGCGAUUGUUGAGUGCGUGUCGAUCUCUGAAUUUGUUCAUUCUCAAUAAGUUUCAAUGCAGGCUUAGCUUUUAAAUGAGAAAAAGAAUUAAUUUUCUGGUUUGCUGCGUUCCGCCUGAGGUGUCAAGUUUUUUUCUGACAAAUUUUUGCGAGCGGUUAGUUACUAUGGGGUUAUAUGUGUUCUUUCUACGACUAAGGCUGCUCCGAGCCUUUUGGUGAUAAAAUACCAUUUCAAGAAAAGUGUAUGUACUGCCAGGUACCACAGCCUACCAUUCUGCGCCAUAUUAGAUGCUAGAGUCAAUUAUUAGUAGCAUUUUAGCUCUCAAUGUGUUAAUAAUGAGCGUACUAAGUCAGUGAAGUAUUUGAAUUUAACAUUGGACCACUUGGACAAGGUUAAUGACAACAGCUGUAAGUAGCAAGAUUAUCUUUUUGUAGGCAGUGAGUAUUUCUGGGAGGGAAUAAUACCUAAUAAUCAUUCCCAACUCAGCAAUUGUUCGCUUACCACUUGCAGAGCCCCUGUGCUUACACAUAUAGAUUAGAAACAACUGUUUUAUUCUCUUGGAUUAUUUCGCACUUUUAUGGUGAGCUUACCAUGGUCGCACUUGUUAGCCAAAUGGUUUUGAUGUGGGGUCAAAUGUUGGACUUCUAGUUUUGUAAAUACAAGGCAAACUUUAUGUGUAAUAAAUUCCUUAAAAUGAUUUGUUUUGUCGUUGUUUUUUACAUGUGUGGUCAUUUAUCUUGUUUUUUUUUUUUUGUUUAUUCUUGUUGCUAUAUGCACUUAUCGGUCACCAAUUAUGCAUUUGUAAUGUUGUAGGUUAUUUUACUUCACGCGUUAAUAUUUAUUGUGAAAUUCCAACGCCAGAUUUAGUUUUCGCCUUUUGAAGCCUUAAUUUAAGUAAUUUAAUUAUUUGAAUGAAUGAGUUUCACUAAUAUUCUCGAUUUUAUGCCAAAAACGUGUAAAUUUUUUUAUAAGAAAUACCUACGCAAUACCUCAUUGUGUAAUGUUGGAAAACACUGUCGAAAAAAUUCAAUUUUUACAUAUAUUCGAAAUUUGUAAGCUUUCAGUUAUAAAAGAUAUUCCGAAAUCUCUAAAGUA